Dentiscutata heterogama is the source of this 780-nucleotide messenger RNA. Lineage: Eukaryota; Fungi; Glomeromycota; Glomeromycetes; Diversisporales; Gigasporaceae. The record is from the annotation of a GenBank genome assembly.
AUGUCAAAUAACAAUAGUGUUUCUGAGAAAGAUCAGUCGGCUUUUCCGACAAUUACUGUACUUGAUGUGUCUGAAGAAAAACGUUAUGAAGAUAAAGCAGUACAACGAAAGUGUUGUGGCUGUAUAACAGAACAAGUGGGAGUUGUUAUUAUUCUAUCCUUCUACUUUUUCUACGGAUUGUUAAAUACUUUAAGUUCACUUUCUUCCUUGGCAUCAUCCGAUUACAUUCUUAGGGAUAAAAUAAUUUUAAUAAUCUCUGCUAUCCUAUAUAUCUUUAUGACUGCGAUUGGAAUUAUCGGUACUAUCGCAAUCCGAAAGGGAAAUAUUGUCUUGUUACGCCGUCUAUCAAUUGCUCUUUGGAUUUUCACUACUUUAAUGUUUAAGUUCAAUAUUUCAGUUUAUAUUACUGAAGUAGUAUUUAAAGACGAAUAUGUACAGGCCUGUCUUUCAGCACAGCAAGAUACUGAAAAUCAGGGAUUUGAUGCAUCAAAUUGGGAUUGUAAAGAUUUCAUUAAUGCUAUUUUAGUUAGGGAUGCUCUUAAAGUUUCCAUUUUUGGUAUUCUUUCGUUCUAUUUUGCAUAUGUCGUUGCCCGUUAUUCCCGAAGAAUGAAAAAUGGGCCUCCUCUCCAUAAAUAUUCUAAUGAUGAUCAAAGAACUCCCACUUAUAUAGUUUAUGAAACUAGACCACCAACUGCCCAUGAUUGGAUUCCACCACCAACUUAUACAGUGAAAGCAAGUCCAGUUCAAGAUAGCACACAAGAAGUUAACCAAAAAGCUUAG